This is a messenger RNA of Lichtheimia ornata, 486 nucleotides long. RefSeq names its product ATP synthase F1, epsilon subunit. Gene Ontology annotation, molecular function: proton-transporting ATP synthase activity, rotational mechanism. The transcript has 5 exons. NCBI's taxonomy places the organism in Eukaryota, Fungi, Mucoromycota, Mucoromycetes, Mucorales, Lichtheimiaceae. The record is from RefSeq and is a predicted model, not a curated record. Bases 1 to 486 code for a protein of 161 amino acids. Gene Ontology annotation, biological process: proton motive force-driven ATP synthesis.
AUGAACGUCUUUGCCAGAUCUGUUCGCGCUCUUCGACCUGCCCUUGCCAGAGGUUACGCUUCUGAAGCCCCUGCUGCUGCUGACAACCUUCGUUUGACCUUCGUCUUGCCCCACAAGGCUUUGUACAAGGCUACUGACGUCCAGCAAGUUAACUUGGCUGCCACCUCUGGUGACAUGGGUAUCCUUGCCAACCACGUUCCCACCAUUGAGCAACUCAACCCUGGUGUUGUCGAGGUCGUUGAAUCUGGUGAUGUGACCAAGAAGUUCUUCGUCUCUGGCGGUUUCGCUAUCAUCAACCCUGACUCCACUCUCAACAUCAACGCUGUUGAAGCUGCUGCUAUUGAUGAACUCUCUGCCGAGAACGUCCAAGCUGCUCUCGCUGAUGCCCAACGUGUCGCUAACGGCUCUGGCUCUGAUGCCGAGAAGGCUGCUGCCAAGAUCGAGAUCGAAGUCUACGAGGCCAUCCAAAAUGCUCUCUCCAAAUAA